AUGAACAACCUCAUCAAAGCUUCGUCUACUCUACUUCGAAGAUCUGCAAAGAAGCAAGUUCGCUACCAUCAUCCAAGUCCAUUUGAUCCUCAGACCACCAAAGGAUGGGCUGCAGCUUUGAAGGAAGCCGAACUCCCCACAACCGUCCAUGACGCCGAAGUCAAGCGAGGAUUGGAAAUUGGUCUCCCUGGUGCUUCUUCCAUUGAAGACAAGACCAUUCCCACCUUUUCCCGUGGCGAACUCCCCCACUUUGCUGGAAUCAAUACCUUCAUGAAGGCACCCUACGUAGAAAACAUUCACGAUGUGGGCAACUACGACGCCACGGUAGUGGGCGUUCCCUUUGAUGGUGGCUGCACCUACCGAUCUGGAACACGCUUUGGACCCCAAGGAAUUCGCCGCAUUUCUGCCUUGUACACACCUUACAACUACGAACGAGGAAUUGACCUUCGGGAACAAAUGACACUCUGUGAUGCGGGUGAUGUCUUUACCAUUCCGGCCAAUCUCGAAAAGUCCUUUGACCAAAUCUCCAAUGCGAUUGCUCAUGUGGCUUCUACUGGAACCUUUCCCAUCAUUCUGGGUGGCGACCACUCAAUUGGAUUCCCCACCGUCCGUGGAUUGGCGUCGGUGACCUCCAAGCGCAUUGGCAUUAUUCAUGUGGAUCGACACGCCGACAUUCAAGAAAAGGAUUUGGACGAACGCAUGCACACCACUCCCUACUUUCAUGCCACCAAUUUGCCCAAUGUCCGUCCCGAAAACUUGGUCCAAAUUGGCAUUGGUGGUUGGCAAGUGCCUCGGGCUGCAGUCCCCAACAUGGUGGAACGCAACACCAACAUUUUUACCAUGGACGACGUUGAAGUAAUGGGUAUUGAGAAGGUUGCUGAAAUGGCCUUGGAGAGAGCUUGGGAUGGUUGUGAUGCCGUCUAUUUGAGUUAUGACAUUGACUCGAUUGAAGCUGCCUUUGUGCCUGGAACUGGUUGGCCCGAACCUGGUGGUUUGCUUCCUCGCGAAGCUCUGAAACUAGUUGGUUUGGUAGCGGCCGAAGGAUUGUGUGGCAUGGAAGUGGUGGAAGUCUCUCCCCCCUAUGACCAUGCCGACAUCACCUCUCUUAUGGCGCUUCGCAUUGUCGUGGAAGCCUUGGGAUCCAUGGUGGCUCACGGUACCAUGGGCAAGGCCAAGGAUAUCUUUGACAAGCCCUUUGUUCCAUUCUAA
Messenger RNA from Cylindrotheca closterium, 1209 nucleotides. The record is from the annotation of a GenBank genome assembly. Lineage: Eukaryota; Bacillariophyta; Bacillariophyceae; Bacillariales; Bacillariaceae.